Protopolystoma xenopodis is the source of this 237-nucleotide messenger RNA. The record is from the annotation of a GenBank genome assembly. Lineage: Eukaryota; Metazoa; Platyhelminthes; Monogenea; Polystomatidea; Polystomatidae.
AAAAUCGAAGAACUCAGCCGAGAGGUGAUUGCGAAGGGUCUUGAUCAUCAGAAGUCUGAGCAGACGCAGCAAAAACUUCGUGACAUCUACUUCAAACUACGGGAAGAGCACCUGACCCUGCUAAGGAACGCGUGCUGGAAGCUAGGCUCAAUAGAGGCUCUGGAUAAUCAGGCUUACUACCACCACGCCAACAAUCUCUUCCGGGUCUCUAAACAAGCGAAUUUUCUUGUUCUAUAG